This is a messenger RNA of Diaporthe citri, 1119 nucleotides long. RefSeq lists its product as uncharacterized. Lineage: Eukaryota; Fungi; Ascomycota; Sordariomycetes; Diaporthales; Diaporthaceae. Gene Ontology annotation, molecular function: protein-folding chaperone binding. Gene Ontology annotation, biological process: translational initiation. The transcript is spliced from 3 exons. The record is from RefSeq and is a predicted model, not a curated record. Gene Ontology annotation, cellular component: cytosol. The coding region runs from base 1 to 1119 and encodes 372 amino acids.
AUGGUCAAAGAAACAAAGCUGUACGACCAGCUCGGCGUCAAGCCUGAUGCAUCCCAGGAUGAGAUCAAGAAGGGUUAUCGCAAGGCUGCCUUGAAGUACCACCCUGACAAGAACAAGGACAAUCCCGACGCCGCCGAGAAGUUCAAGGAGUGCUCACAGGCCUACGAGAUCCUCUCUGACCCAGAGAAGCGAAAAGUUUACGACCAGUACGGCCUCGAGUUCCUGCUGCGCGGCGGCGGCGCCCCACCACCAGAUGGAGCUGGAGGCAACCCCUUCGCUGGCGCUGGCGGCGGCGUCCCAUCAGGCUUCUCGGGCUUCAACUUCGACACGGGCGGCGGCGGCGGCGCCAAGACCUUCCAUUUCAGCACAAACGGAGGAGGCCCGGGCGGAUUUAAUUUCUCCAACCCGGACUCCAUCUUCGCCGAGUUCAUGCGGAGCGGAGGCGGCCCUGGCGGCGGCGGCGAUGACGACUUUGACAACCUCUUCAGCGCCUUUGGCGGCGGCGGUCCACGGGCCAGCCGCGGCGGGCCUCGGAUGAGGACUAGUUUCCCAGAUGCGGGCAUGGGCGGCGGCCGCAGCGCACGACAGCCAACACCUGAGGUGACAACGGUGGAGCGUUCGCUGCCUGUGUCUCUGGAGGACAUGUACAAGGGCGUGGAGAAGAAGAUGAAGAUCAAGGCCAAGAAGUUCGACGACAACGGCAAGCGGACCACAACCGAUCAGAUGCUCACAGUGCCCAUCAAGGCUGGCCUGAAGAAGGGCAGCAAGAUUCGCUUCAAGGGCGUGGGAGACCAGGAGGAGGGCGGUCAGCAGGACCUGUGCUUCAAACCACACCCUAUCUACACCCGCGACGGCGACGACCUCAGCAUGACCGUCGACCUCGAGCUGAAGGAGGCCCUGACAGGCUGGAAACGUACCGUCACUACCAUUGACGGGCGGCAACUCAGCCUUGACAAGUCCGGCCCCACGCAACCUGGGUCUCAAGACGUCUACCCAAGCCUGGGCAUGCCCAUUUCGAAGAAGCCUGGCCAGAGGGGCAACUUCAUCAUCAAGUACAACGUCAAGUUCCCCACCUCGUUGACUCCACAGCAGAAGGAGGCUCUCAAGGGCAUCCUGUAA